Cynoglossus semilaevis (tongue sole) is the source of this 1437-nucleotide messenger RNA. It is a transcript of the gene c4h19orf47, whose product is annotated as chromosome 4 C19orf47 homolog. The transcript is spliced from 8 exons. NCBI's taxonomy places the organism in Eukaryota, Metazoa, Chordata, Actinopteri, Pleuronectiformes, Cynoglossidae. Gene Ontology annotation, cellular component: nucleus. The record is from RefSeq and is a predicted model, not a curated record. Bases 102 to 1298 code for a protein of 398 amino acids.
CGUCCUCUAGCGUCUACAAUUUAAAACAUCGCUGCAAUUUUUUUGUCAACCCUUCUGACGGAAGUGUCGUCACGGAGGCGGAGAAUAUUUUUGUUUCCAACAUGGCGACUGUGGGAACAGCCACCUCGGAGUGGAUCCAAUUUUUCAAAGAUGCAGGGAUCCCACCUGGUCUGGCUGUCACAUAUGCAGUCUCUUUUGUGGACAACAGAAUCCAAAAGAACAUGCUGAUGGACCUCAGUAAAGAUAUCAUGAUGGACCUCGGCAUUACUGUGGUUGGUGAUAUCAUUGCCAUUCUCAAACACGCCAAACAGGUGCACAGACAGGACAUGUGCAAAAUGGCCACAGAAGCCAUCACCUCAGGGCAGACGAGUGUUCAAGCUGAGCUCAGAAGAACCGCCAAUACUCCUGCAACCCGUAUGAUUGCCAAUGCUUUGAGCCAUGACUCCCCACCAGCAACGCCAGCCCGUCGACCUGACAAUCGUCUCUCUGUCACAGUGUCCAACAUGCAAGCAAACAAGAGCAACAAAGCAGUCAUAAGUCAGCCAGCUGAUGAGGGGAACAGUUUGCCGUCCGUCAAGCGCCGACGUGUGACAGCGGAGAUGGAAGGCAAGUACAUCAUCAACAUGCCCAAAGGCACAACACCUCGUACACAACGCAUCCUGGCGCAACAGGCCAAGAAAGGUUUGGAACGCACUUCUGUAUUCGCCAGACUUGGAUCUGAGUCAUUGGCAGACACUACAAGCAAUAACAAGCCAACUGGUGUGUUCAGUCGUCUUGACCAGGGAGUCCUGGCUGGAUCGAAAGCGGUGAAGGUGAAGGUGGACGAGCAGGAGGACAGUGACGGCGAGGGCUCUGUUCUGCAGUACGCCGGGGUCUUGAAGAGAUCCACUCCCUCCCAGAAAAAGGAGCCAGCUGCAAAACCUGCACCGACCACUCUGCGGCGGCUGGGGGGGAAAUUCAAACUACCGCCUUCUGACCCCCCCACGUCCUCCUCUUCUGCCCCUGACGGCCUUCCUCCCGCCAAAAUCAGUGUCCUUCAGAGACUGGGGAAGCUUCCUGUCACGCAAUCCAACACGCCCGCGUCGACCUCAUUGGCCGACACGCAGGACAACCGAGUGAGCAGCACCAGAACCAGAACCCUGAAGAGACAGGCCGUAGCAAACUCAAAGGUCAGCAGUAGCACUGGGUGUGGUGGAGGAGGUGGAGGAGCAGAGGGAAGUGCAGGAGAGUCUGCAGGCGCCCAGAUGGACAUUAAAGCCAUUAGUGUUUUUAAAAGACUGGGCAAUAAGAGAACCUAAGGAAAAGUGGUGACAUUCUUAACUUUUUUUUAGUUUAUUUUUAAUUUUUAUCACUUUUUUGUUUAUUUUGACCACAUGUAAGACUGCACACUUUAAUGGACUGAGAUUUUUUUUUUUGUUUUGUUCUUGCCUGAGUGAG